AUGUCUCCUCCAAUAGGCACCGCCACAUCAAUUCACCAUAGUAUCUCCUUAAUUUUCGUCUCCCCUGAAUUCCAUAAGAAACCAUGUUUUAAACCCUUAUUUCCUCCUCACGCCGAUCAGAAUGUUGUUCUGAAGUCUCGGCUGAACCAUCAAUUUGUUUCCUCAAGAGCUUCGUCUGGCCGAGCUUACUACUCCAUUUCAGCAAAUUCCAGAGGAAUUAGUGACAGUAGGGAUGAUCUCUUACGUGAUAAAGAUUGGACAAUUGACCCGGAGCUCCGAGCUGUGCUGGAGCUUGCUACUGAUUCUGAAUUAUUUGAGCUUGAGCAUAUUUUAUUUGGUCCAAGCUAUCUCAGCCCGUUAUUGAAGUCAAUGUCAAAAAGAGAUGAAAUUGAUUACUUCAUGAUCGGAGUGGACCCUGAGGAGAGAGAGCAUUAUAUAUGCAUGCUGGCUAAGAGAUUCCUGUACCUUGCUGCUGAUGCCUAUUCCAUACUGAGGUUUAGGAGACCUUCAUACAGAGAUGUACUACUUGGUGUAAGAAAGAAGCUACAGGUGCCUUGUUCAUCUAAAUUGUCUACGGAGGAUCUUGAAGCUGAAAUUUUCCUUCAUUUGCUACAGGAUUACACAAGAGAAGACUUUCAAAGGUUCUACAGCUUAGAGGAUGAUGUCAUGCUUUCUGAUGGAAAUGGUCCUUUGGAACGUGGACUCAGUCAGUGGAAGGUGCAAACAACUGCAGCUUUAAGGGGUGGGUUGGCAGAGAUACGGUCUCUGAUCUUGAAGGGAGGUGGAGUUCUUACUGUGGGAAAAAUGUAUGAAGUGCUAGGAAGGAAACUCUCUGGGGUAAUGUUUCAGGAAGCUGCCAAGUAUCAAUUGAAAAAGGAAGUAAUUAAAAAGGGAGUGCAAGUGGCGGCUACGAGUCUAGAAUCUAGAGUGGCUUUGCUUGCUGCCGAAGAGGGUCUUGCAGCUGCUGCCUUCAAUUAUCUUGGUCUUCGGGCUCUGAUGACAUUUUUUGGCUCAAUGCUUUGGGGAUUUUUAGUUGCAGAUGUUGUCAAGCAGAUGGCUGGAACUGACUAUGCCAGAAUUUUGAGGGCCAUCUAUGCAUUUGCACAGAUUCGUAUACUGCGCACAUAUCGUUCACCAUCUGAUUCUGGCUGA
Messenger RNA from Oldenlandia corymbosa var. corymbosa, 1152 nucleotides. NCBI's taxonomy places the organism in Eukaryota, Viridiplantae, Streptophyta, Magnoliopsida, Gentianales, Rubiaceae. The record is from the annotation of a GenBank genome assembly.